Paramacrobiotus metropolitanus is the source of this 1714-nucleotide messenger RNA. RefSeq lists its product as uncharacterized. Lineage: Eukaryota; Metazoa; Tardigrada; Eutardigrada; Parachela; Macrobiotidae. The record is from RefSeq and is a predicted model, not a curated record. Bases 420 to 1463 code for a protein of 347 amino acids. The transcript is spliced from 2 exons.
CAAUAUCCGCAGCCAUGCGCACACCAUACCGCGUCGCGCAGCCUCAACUAGGUCGAACAAUAUCCCCCAUUUUGUUGAUGUUUUUCACUACAUCGACAUCUCACUCUCUCUCUUCUGCUCAAUGCAUAUAUGCGAGAAUCGCCUGCAGUGUACACGGGCCAAAGAUGGUCGUUAUACACCAAUCGUUGAUUAGUUUAUCUCUCUCACCCGCGUGCAGUUUGCAUUUACGCGUGACGGAUCAAGUGCGGAGCUGUUGAGAAAAAUUUCCGUCGACGCCAUGUUUCCCCGUAAACCUGACAGUGUAGUUGCAGUUUUUCCUUCUGUCAUGUCACGUUAGCGCUUUUUAGCGUAAUGAACUUUUGUAAAAAUUUGCAUUCCUUAAAGACGCCACCGAGUGAACAACGGUCGUUGCGAUUUUGAUGAUUGAAAUUCCGGUCACAAUGACGACAUUGUCGGCAUCGCGCGAAUUUCGCCAGUAUGACCAUGCUGGUCUCAGUGCGGGGGUGAGCAGCUCCAGUUGGGGUGUUUUGACGACAAUCCGUGUUCUGUCGGGUCUGCAGAUCGCGCUGGGCUGCGCCAGCCUGAUAACACAAGGAAUUUUUACUGGUAUCAUUCUGCUGCACCUCCAACCGGAAAUGCGCCACUUCCUCCUGUCCUUCGGCGUCUGGGCAGGCCUGCUCUUCCUGGCCACGGGGGUCACCGGGCUCCGGCUGCGCAAAUCGCACUUCCUCCACCUGCCCGAUCUCAGUCAGGACAGCAAGCACAACCGCUGGCGCACCGCACUCCCCACCGCCUACAUUGUCCUCAACGUCCUCAGCGCCCUGGCCGCCGGCGCCCUCUUUGCCCUCAACAUUGUCCACCUCCUGUGGCUGGGCCAGCGACCUUUCUUCUAUACCCCGCAGUUCAUCCUCCGCCACGCCGACAUCUACCUGUACCAGCCCCUCACCGGGGUCCUCGUCGCUUUGGGUGUGGUCCAGCUGGUGGUCAGCACCAUCGCCGCCAGUUUGACCGGGAGCAUCCGUUUCCGGUACGGGAAGUACGGGAGUCGCUCCAAUAACUCCUCCCUGCGGCGCAUCCGCAGCUUUAUCGACUACCCGAGCUCCACGCUGGGUUCCCAACGCGGCGGUGGGGAGACGGGACGGAGGGUCCGCUCGUACUCGCAAUCUUCGUUGGUCCAGCCCCCGGUGCCGCUGCGUAACGCCCCGACUUCCAGUAAUCGAAAUCGGGCGUUUUACGCCACGAGCGGCGGAAGUGGGAUGAUUCCGGUGCUGCCGCCACCUCCGUCCUACGAAGACGCCUGGGAAGGGAUUGAUCUGUGUCGGAGCAUGCGGCAGUCACGUAGUCGCAGCGCCUCCCGCGAACGGGUGCCGGCGCGCGGGCAGGAGAACGGCCGCACUCCCACGGCUGGCAGUAUGACGCGUUCCCGGUCCGGAGCUCCGCUGAUUGCGCGCGCUAGUUUUUGAUUGAUGUUUUAGCUUGGGUCCUCCGCACAUUUGUUUUUUGUCCUUUUUUUAGUUGUAGUCUGUGAUUUUGCAUUUGCGGGGCUUGUUUGUACCGGUUUUUUGCGGAGAAUAAUUUACAGUGUGCCCGUGGCAAUCACGUUGAAAAAUUUCCUGAUGCGACCAAAAACAACUUGAGGCAUCCUGUCAAAAAUUCUCAACUUUUAUGAAUAGUUUAUUCUGUGAAGAUUGAUUAAGUACAUGCAAAGACUAAG